Messenger RNA from Neurospora hispaniola, 1153 nucleotides. RefSeq names its product HIT-like domain-containing protein. Gene Ontology annotation, molecular function: catalytic activity. Lineage: Eukaryota; Fungi; Ascomycota; Sordariomycetes; Sordariales; Sordariaceae. Bases 203 to 898 code for a protein of 231 amino acids. The record is from RefSeq and is a predicted model, not a curated record. Gene Ontology annotation, biological process: nucleotide metabolic process. The transcript has a single exon.
UGCCGUUCUGUCGCAUUGGUCCUUCGGUUACGGGGCGCACUCAGCAAACAAUCAUUUUCGGCAGCACUACUUAGUGAGAUCAACUACACUUCUAGCACUUGUCGAGAUUUCUGUUGAGUAUUUCUUCAGUUCAAGUUCAACUCGGGGCUUGACAUAUACAAUUCUUCAAACACAUCACUACGUCAUACGCCAGACUGCAGCCAUGGCUUUUUCAACCGACAAGAAGCCACCAGCAACACCAACUCCACGCUCCAUCGUCCCCGACGCCAACACCUUCGACCCCAGCCUUCCCGCCUCCAAGUCAGGCGCCGGCGCCAGUAACACCACCACCUCCUCCUCCGAUACCCAACCCAAUUGUCCCUUCUGCCACAUCUCCUCAACUUUUCCCCCCUACCCCCCUACCUCCCCUCCUUCUCCCUUCCCCCCUUCCACCUCCACCUCCCCCCAACCACAAACCUUCCUCCUCCUCUCCACCCCCCUCCUGAUCGCCUUCCUCGACAUCAUGCCCCUCUCCCCGGGCCAUCUCUUACUCUGCCCCCGCCGGCACGCCGCCAAACUCACCGACGUGCUUCCCGAUGAAGCCGCCGAAUUGGGGCGCUACCUACGGAUCCUCUCGGAAGCGGUGACGCGGGCGACGGGGAUUAAAGACUGGAACGUGGUCCAGAACAACGGGAUUGCCGCUGCGCAGGUUGUUGAGCAUAUGCAUUUUCAUAUCAUUCCUAGGCCGGGGCUGAGGGAGGCUGAGAGGUUUACGAGUACCAUGUUUGGGAGGGGGAAAAGGGAGGAUCUGGAUGAGGACGAGGGGGAGGAGUUGGCGAGGAGGAUGAGGGGGUUUGUGACGGAGGUGGUUAGGGAGGAGGAGGAGGAGAGGGGGCUAAGGGAGAAAGCGAAGCUGUAGGCCUGGCUGGCUUUGGCUUCGUUUUGGGACUUUGUUGGGUUAUAAUCGGGCGAUGAAAUCUCUGUGGUCUUUGCUUGGCCUGAGGGUCUGGCGUGGAGUUCGUACUCUUGUGGUACAUACCAAGUCAAUGAUGUGAGCGGGUUAGCGGGGUUGGUCGGGAGGGAUGUCACAGAUGUGUGGUCACGGAGCAUAGCCAGUUAUUAAUCUCGAGCGAGCAUUUUCUGAUGUCAUUAUUCAUUAUUUUUCAUCUAUGGG